Molecule: messenger RNA, 3723 nt
Organism: Xyrauchen texanus (razorback sucker)
Lineage: Eukaryota; Metazoa; Chordata; Actinopteri; Cypriniformes; Catostomidae
Product: myoD family inhibitor-like
Exons: 5
Coding region: 459-1184 (241 amino acids)
Source: RefSeq, a predicted model, not a curated record
UGCUGCUGCUUCACGAGAGUCCUGACCGAAAGUGCGCGAGCUGAAAACACUGAGGAGCCACCGCAACAACUUUCCCCAUUACUGGAAAUUAAAAAGGGAAUUUAAGGGAAUAACUUGUAAUAACUGUUUAUAUUUUGAUUUUAUUUAUUUUACUGACAACUUACUGAGUUUUCUGUCAAGUUUUUUUUUUUUUUUUUUAGCUUUAUGAGAGUUUGAAGAAGAAUAUAAAUCUCUUUAUUUUUUCGACGCUGGCGAAAAGGGUCGUGAUGAACUAACACAUGAGGAAUAACAGGUGUCAACACGAAUGUAAAUAAAAAAACAACAACGAAUACUUGGGACAGCUGUAAUAAAGAGUUUGUUUUGCGCGUGGACUGAAAGAUGAAUAAUUGAAACAACACUGGUACUGAGUAACCGUUACAGGGUAAUUUCUAGUCACCUGGCACCUAGCUCUUGAACAGAUGUCUGAGGAGGAGCACAGCCACAGUGCCAGACCUCCUGAUGGAGUCCAACCAGACAGCCAGUCCUUGGAAGCCCUCACAGCCCCAUGCCCAGAAGGAGUUGAAACUGGUGAGCUGACAGCACCGAAUUCAAACACCCCACCAAUGGAAAAGACGAUGGAGAAUGGCAACAACAACAACAGCCUAUCCCAGCCAGACCUCACCAGGACUUCUGGCAAAAGCAUAACAUAUCAACCUCAGGCGCAGUCUACACCCAUACACCCCACACUAGUAAAGAGUGACAGCAAGCCUCACAGUAACGGGGUUAGGAAAGGAACCUUUUCACGAGCCACCUCUUCAUCAUCUUCAUCUUCAGCCCAUAAAACCCCCAAAAAGCUGCAGUCAAACCCAUCCAUCAAUAGUCAAAGCAGCAAGAGGAGCAAAGGUAGCUACAAAUCCAACAGCUCCCAGAUACCCACAGAGGCCCAGGAUGAUUGCUGUGUCCACUGCAUCCUGGCCUGUCUGUUCUGUGAGUUUCUCACACUGUGUAACAUCAUGCUGGACUGUGCCACAUGUGGCUCCUGCGCAUCAGAUGACUCGUGUUUCUGCUGCUGCUGCGCUUCAGAGGAAUGUGGCGACUGCGACCUGCCCUGUGACAUGGACUGCGGCAUUAUCGAUGCAUGCUGCGAGUCUGCAGACUGUCUUGAGGUCUGCAUGGAAUGCUGCGGGCUGUGCUUUUCCUCCUGAGACUCCUGUAGGGGCGCUGCCCCUCUCACUGAUUUGGAUCACUAGAAGAAGCAAGCAAAAGAUGAGCAGACCAGAGCCAAAGGCAAUCAUAAGACUUGUCUAUCCACUUGCAAGUCAUCAGCCCAGAGUUGAAGAGUGUUCUGAUUACAUUCGGUAGAUUUCUUUUGAACUGUAUUGUUGAAGGCAGGCUUACAGUAGUUGUUGCACACUAGCAGGGUUAUCCAGCAACUUUAUAGGAUGUGCAUUUCUACUCGUUCUGGACUUGAAUAAUUUCUGGAUUCUACUUAUAAUAUAAAUGUAACCCUAUGUAUUGAGUCUGCUUUAAUGCCUAUACAUUCAGACUUGUGGCCACUGAGAAAACGGCUCUAUUUGUGGGUCCAAAAACUAGGAACGAGUGGUUCAAGCUAGUUUCAUUUUUAAAAUGUCAGUGUUUGUUAAUUGUUUGAAAUCAUCAGAAAGCCAAGCUUUUUUGAUAAAAUGCAAAAUAGCCACAAAAUCAUCCAGUGGUUUAGUAAUUCCACAAUAAUGCACAUCAUAACAGUGUCUGAAUUAAAUCCAGAUGCGCUGUUGAAGACAAUGUUGUCUCUUGAAAACAUUUAAAUUUGGAGUUCUCCAUGCACAUUUAUCCAUAGAUCUCAUUCAAAUCUUAGCUCACUAAAGUUGCUCACGUAACCUUUAACGUUAAUCCCAAAUUUCACCUCUCAAUAUGCACAUUUACUUUAGUACACUGGUGUAAUCCUCUAGUCACAGUGAUCAGGACUACAAAAGCCAUAACAACUGAGUAUGGGAUUCAUAGAUGUAUGCGAGGGGGGUAAAAUAUGAGUAUUUAAUAAAUGGUGCCAUGCCACAGGUGUAUAGAUUGUACUUAAAAGUGUGAAGUUAGAGUCUUGUCAGUCUCUACUUUUAGUCCUGUGGUGUUCUCUCUCACUCUUUCUGUAUUUCCAUACUGUCAUUUCAUCAAGCAGUCGUUACCUUAUUUUUUUUUAUAUUUCUUAAAAUACUGGAACAUUAUACUGUAAGUUGUUGUGAAUUACUCCCAUAUUUGUGUUUUGUUUUUAUCCAAUGUGAAAUAAGUUGUCUUGUAAUUCCAACACAUUUUUGUGUGAAUUUAAAGUUUAGUUUACAUAUCUACCUAUUGUCUUUAGAUGUAGUAAAUUUCAUUACUGUUAGAAGUAUUAUUUUCAAACAAAAGAGGUUUCCUUACAGUCUAAUCAAGGUCUUGUGCAGCAAACAAGUCUUGAGAAUCAACACAUUAUACUCUUUGGUGAAAUGGUGAAAACCAAUGCAUUGAUUUGCACUGUUAACAUUAAUGGAAUAUUCCCGGCUCAAAAGAAGUUAAGCUCAAUUGACAGCAUUUGUGGCCUAAUGUUGAUUACCACAAAAUAUAAUUUAGAUGUCUCUCCUUUUCUUUAAAAAAAAGAGUAAAAAUCAAGGUUACAGCAAGCCACUUACAAUGGAAGUGAAUGGGGCCCAUUUUUGGGGGGUGUAAAGGCAGAAAUGUGAAGUUGAUAAUUUUAUAAAACACAUUAAUUCUUAUAUUAAAACUUGUGUGUAAUUCUCCUCUAAAUUUGUUUAAACAUUUGUUUUUACACUUGUUUUAGGAUUUAAAGCAUUUCAUCGAGUUGUAAAAUUGUAUAUUAAUUUACACAGAAAAGGUUAGUAGUGAAGUUUAUUUUUAAGAAAAGGAGGAACGAGUCAAAAAACAUUUUUGUUGUUAAUCGACUAUAUGCCACAAAUGCUGUGGAUUGAGCUUAAUUUGUAUUGAUCCUGGAAUAUUCCUUUAAGAAUGAUUAUUUUUUUCGUUCUUACCUUUAAACUGGAGAAAGAAAGCAUAUAUUUUAACUGGGCCAAUGUAGUGUUAAAGAAACAGGACAAAACAAAUCUGUCACUGUAACAUAUUUUGCAUUCUAUCUGUAGAUAUAAUAAACAUUUUGUUCAUUGAUAUGAGAGGUAUCAAACUGUAAAUCAUCAGAGUUCAAAGAUUGCCAGAGUCCCCCAAAAUGUAUUUUAGGUCCUCUUUUGUGAGGAAAUUAAUCUGUUCUCAAAACAGUGUGUCUGCUUUAAUACAUUGCCAAUAACUACUUCAAAUCAUCAAUAUUGUGGUAGUUGAUGCAUGACAUAUCCAUGGACUUUUUUUAAAAUCAAAAUUAACCUUCUGCAUCCCCACUUCCACAUGCGUGGACAUUAUAUAUUUGGGCUUUGUUUUAUGCAACACGUAAAAUUAUUUAGUUUAAACCAACUGAUCUUAGUUAAGGGGACUCUGCUGUCAUUAAAGUUUUAAACUAUCAAUGUACAGAGUCGUGUGACCAAAUAACAUGUCUGUUACAGAAGAGUUUGUCUUUGGGAGAAAUGCCAACAAAACUACAUCUUCUAAAAACCCUAAUAAAUACAUUGAAACCUGUUUGAUGCAAAAGAUUAGAGUCUCUAGUUUCAUCUGAUUUGCCAUUUUUUAAAUUUGAGCAAUUUACUAAUCAUGUUUGGCAGACAUGGGACAAUUGUAAUCAGUACAUAGAUUUAGAAUGCAUAAUGAUAUUUUAAC